GCACUGCUUCAAGGCUGAGAGUUUCAAAGAAAUAACCAUGGCUGAGUACAAGCUAGAGGUGACAACGGGUGACAUGAAACAUGCAGGGACAAUGGACAAUAUAUACAUCAUCCUAUUUGGAACUGAAGGGCAGAGUGAUCGAACAAAGUUGGACAAUCCAGGCAUUGACUUUAAAUCUGGAAAGGCAAGGGCCUACACCAUAAAAACUAAUUUGUCACUGGGGAAACUUCUUCUGGUCAAGGUUGAGAAAGAUCCCUUUCUUCGUCUCUCAGAAGAUGAGUGGUACUGCUCCAAAAUACUGGUGACAACUCCAGAAGGAGAAGUCAUUCUUUUCCCCUGUUACAGAUGGAUUGCCAAGGGAACACUGGUGGAGCGCAGAGGAGGGCGAGCUGUGAAGGUUUUUGAGGAGGACCAUCCUCUGCUGAUUGACCAGCGGAGAAAUGAGCUAACUGAUAAAAAGAAAUUGUACCAAUGGGAGAUCACUGAUGAAAAGCUACCACACAACAGUCAUUACAAAGAUGUCUCUGAGUUCCCAGCUGAACAGCGCUUCUCUAUGGCCAAAUCAAGUGAAAUAUUUCAUACCAAAAGGAUGAUUGGUGCUGAAUUGAUGUUCAAGGGACUUGCUGGAUCUACUAAACAAUGGAAAAGCACAGAUGAUAUGAAAAACACCUUCUGGUUCAAAAAGACUCCAAUAUCAGUGUAUGUUAUGCAACACUGGAAGGAAGAUGACUUCUUUGGAUUCCAGUUCCUGAAUGCUAUAAACCCGAAUGGAAUCAAGCGCUGCUCCGAACUUCCCCCAAACUUUCCAGUUACAGAGGAGAUGGUGAAGCAAUUCCUGAGAGAUGGAAGCUCACUGAAGCAGGAAAUGGAGAGAGGAAAUAUCUUCAUCUGUGACCAGAAGAUCAUGGAUGGAAUACCCACAAGGAUAUAUGAUGGUCAGCCUUUACACAUGACUGCUGGCUUGUGUUUGUUUUACAUGAACCCGGAGAACAAACUGAUGCCGAUUGCAAUACAGUUGCAUCAACAGCCGUCUGAGCAGAACCCCAUCUUUCUGCCCAGUGACCCAGAGGCGGACUGGCUGCUAGCCAAGCUGUUUAUUAAAAGCGGAGAUCUAAUGGAACAUCAAGCAGUCUAUCACCUCUUGGGCACUCACUAUCUGGCAGAGGUCUUUGCUAUUGCUACUUUCCGCAGCUUCCCUGUGAUUCAUCCACUCUACAAGCUGCUGAUCUCACACUUUCGUUACACUCUGCACAUAAACAAUGGAGCCCGCAACACCCUUUUGGCACCUGAUGGGCCUUUGAGCACUAGUUCACUUGGAUAUGAGGGGAUAAUAGAGCUCAUGAGAAGGGGUCUCUCUAGAAUGACUUACAGCUCCCUCUGCCUGCCAGAGAACAUCACUGCACGAGGACUGGAGUCAAUCCCCAACUUCUACUACAGAGAUGAUGGUCUGAAGCUGUGGAACAUCAUCAACAGCUUUGUGAAGUAUCUAGUGGAGUACUAUUAUCCAUCAGACAGUGAUGUGUGCAAGGACACUGAGCUGCAGGAAUGGAUCAAUGAGAUAUAUACACAUGGCUUCUUAGGAAACAAACUCUCUGGGUUUCCAGCAUGCUUUAAUACAGUUGAAGAAGUGAUAAAGUUCAUCACGAUGGUGAUCUUCACAGUGUCAGUUCAACAUGCUGCAGUCAAUAACGGACAGUUUGACUACAGUUCCUGGGUGCCCAGCGGCUCACUCCUGCUUCGCAAACCUGCUCCAACCACAAAGGGGCAGUCAAGCAUGAAGACAAUAUUGGAGACCCUUCCAAAUAUUGGGGAGACAGUAAAGUUUGCAGGAAUGCUUUGGCUGCUUUCGGACAAGUACACAGACGUGGUUCUGCUGGGUCAGUACCCUGAAGAACAAUUCGAUGAGCCUGCCCCAAAGCAAAUGAUUAAAGAAUUUCAGGCGGAGCUUUCUUACCUCAGUCAAGAAAUUACAGCAAGAAAUUCUCAGCUUGAAGUACCCUACACAUAUCUGAACCCGACUGAAAUAGAGAGCAGUAUAACCAUUUAA
This is a messenger RNA of Archocentrus centrarchus (flier cichlid), 2047 nucleotides long. RefSeq names its product hydroperoxide isomerase ALOXE3-like. Lineage: Eukaryota; Metazoa; Chordata; Actinopteri; Cichliformes; Cichlidae. Gene Ontology annotation, biological process: lipid oxidation. The record is from RefSeq and is a predicted model, not a curated record. The transcript is spliced from 15 exons. Gene Ontology annotation, molecular function: oxidoreductase activity, acting on single donors with incorporation of molecular oxygen, incorporation of two atoms of oxygen; protein binding; iron ion binding. Bases 38 to 2047 code for a protein of 669 amino acids.